CACACACACACAGAGGUACGUACAUAUAUAUAUAAGAGGUUGACACGACUUGACCUGACCAACAGUCGUUCUCAGAGCUUCGUAGGAACAGCAGCACCCAAGAUGUGUGCCGUAACCACAGUGUUCCUGUCAUUCCUUGUCUUCGCUGCAGUCGAAGCAAAGGCCGACAUUGGCGGAGGGUAUGCCGCCCCUGGACUGGGUGUUGGAGGAUUGGGCGUCGGAGGAGUUGGUGUUGGAGGAGUUGGCAUUGGAGGAGUUGGUGUUGGCGGAGGACUUGGCGUCGGAGGACUUGGUAGCAGCUAUGGGGCUCCUGGACUUGGUGUUGGAGGAGUCGGUCCUCUGGGCCCGGUGGGUGACAUCGGCCUAGGAGGAGGAUUUGGAGGGCCAGCCGAUCUUGCCCUUGGAGGAGGAUUUGGAGGGCCAGCCGAUCUUGCCCUUGGAGGAGGAUUUGGAGGGCCAGCCGAUCUUGCCCUUGGAGGAGGAUUUGGAGGGCCAGCUGAUCUUGCCCUUGGAGGAGGACUUGGAGGAGGACUUGGAGGAGGACUUGGCGCAUUCACGAUUGCGCGACUCACUUCGUCACGAAGUACCUCGAAAAGAUUAAAGAGGUCCCCGUCCACCACACCGUCUACCGUACAAGCUGCUCCCAACAGAGGUCUACGAGCCCAAGUACCAGGCAGUCUACAAGACCAUCGUCAAGAACCAUUUCCUCCCCAAGUACGUCACCAAAACGGACUUCGUAGAAACAGUGACCACCCCACAUUGAACAAGGACGUCCUCGUCACCCAGACCCAGGUCAUACCCUCCUACAUCACCCAGACCGAGUUUAAAACCAUCUUCAAGACAGCGGUGGACUACCAGACACAGUACGACACCCAGGUCCUGCCGUCGUACAUCACCACUUAUGAAGUAGCCUACGAGACGCAGUACCUGACCAACAUCGUGCCCGACUACAGCACCAUCUACAAGACUAUCCACGACGUGAAGACCGUGUGUCCCAAACCUGCUUACGGGUACUAG
Messenger RNA from Macrobrachium nipponense, 1017 nucleotides. RefSeq lists its product as uncharacterized. The transcript is spliced from 4 exons. The record is from RefSeq and is a predicted model, not a curated record. The coding region runs from base 103 to 1017 and encodes 304 amino acids. Lineage: Eukaryota; Metazoa; Arthropoda; Malacostraca; Decapoda; Palaemonidae.